AUGGCAGACCAGCUUGAGAAAGGACAGGAAGUUUCGUGGAAGUGGGGACAGGGAACGGCCAGCGGCAAGGUCGCAGAAAUCGUAGAAGAUGGCAAAGCGGAGGUCACCUCGUCCAAGGGCAAUACUGUAACACGAAAUGGUAGAGGUCCUGACGAUCCGGCCGUGAAGAUUACGCGUAAAGGGAACGACGUGGUGAAACUUGCGCACGAGUUGAAAGAGGUGGAUUCCGAAACGUAA
Punctularia strigosozonata HHB-11173 SS5 is the source of this 237-nucleotide messenger RNA. RefSeq lists its product as uncharacterized. The record is from RefSeq and is a predicted model, not a curated record. The coding region runs from base 1 to 237 and encodes 78 amino acids. The transcript is spliced from 4 exons. NCBI's taxonomy places the organism in Eukaryota, Fungi, Basidiomycota, Agaricomycetes, Corticiales, Punctulariaceae.